Humulus lupulus (European hop) is the source of this 2409-nucleotide messenger RNA. Its product is annotated as 26S rRNA (cytosine-C(5))-methyltransferase NOP2B-like. The record is from RefSeq and is a predicted model, not a curated record. The transcript is spliced from 18 exons. Gene Ontology annotation, cellular component: nucleolus. Gene Ontology annotation, molecular function: rRNA (cytosine-C5-)-methyltransferase activity; RNA binding. NCBI's taxonomy places the organism in Eukaryota, Viridiplantae, Streptophyta, Magnoliopsida, Rosales, Cannabaceae. Bases 226 to 2094 code for a protein of 622 amino acids. Gene Ontology annotation, biological process: maturation of LSU-rRNA; rRNA base methylation.
ACAUAGAUUGAAAAUCGCAGUGAAAUUAGAUUAUGUCCGAAAAAAUCUCUAUAUUUAAAUUGAAUACAGAAAUAGGCCCAAAUGAAGUAGGGUUUCCUUCUUCUUCAUAUUCACUCUCACAGCCCCGUACAACUCUUUUACUAGCCGCUUCCCCAGAGCUCUCUCUCAACCCGAGCUCUCUCAAGACUCGUUUGCUUUGGUUUUGUUUUCUACUAACACGCUUUGAUGGCUGGAGUUGCUCUUUUUAAUAAGAAAAAAGGUGCUAAGGCCAAGGCCAAUGCCCAAAAAGCUCCACUAAAAAAGAAGCAAAAGAAUGAGCUUUUCACUGCUAAGAAGUCUAAGAAAGAAGAACAUUCUGAUGUCUUCUCGGAUGAAGAGGAACAAGAAGAAGAAAUAAAGGGAUUUGAACAGUCUGAUUCUGAUGGAGAUGAAGAUGGUUCUGAUUUGGGUUCCGACAUCUCUUCUGAUGGUGAUAACCCCAAGACUGAUGAUUUCCUCCAAGAAGAUGGUUCAGGGUCUGAUUCAGGUUUGGGUUCAGAUUCUGAUUCUGAUGAAUCGGAUAUUGAGGCCAAGUCAAGAGCUAUUGAUGAAGAAAAGGAAAGGGAAGAGGAAGAAGCAAUGGAAGAAAUGCAGUUGAACAUUAAAGAUGAAUCCGAUGAGUUUAGAUUACCUACUAGGAAGGAACUUGAAGAAGAGUCUCAAGGACCUCCUGAUCUUCAGAAUCUCCAGAGGAGAAUCAAAGAGAUUGUUCGAGUGCUGUCAAAUUUUAAGGCUUUGAGGCAAGAAGGGGCAACAAGAAAAGAUUACAUUGAGCAACUUAAGAGAGAUUUAAGUACCUCCUAUGGAUAUAAUGAAUUUCUAAUUGGAGCUUUAGUUGAGAUGUUUCCUGUUGUUGAACUUAUGGAACUUCUAGAAGCUUUUGAAAAGCCUCGACCAACUUGUCUCCGAACUAACACUUUGAAGACUCGAAGACGGGACUUGGCAGAUGUUCUAAUUAAUAGAGGAGUAAAUUUGGAUCCCUUAAGCAAGUGGUCUAAAGUUGGACUGGUUGUGUAUGAUUCCCAAGUUCCAAUUGGUGCAACUCCGGAGUAUAUGGCAGGUUAUUACAUGCUCCAAAGUGCAAGCUCCUUUUUGCCUGUCAUGGCCCUAGCACCACAGGAAAAGGAAAGGAUUGUUGAUAUGGCCGCUGCACCUGGUGGUAAGACAACUUACAUUGCCGCUCUCAUGAAAAAUAGUGGAAUGAUUUUCGCAAAUGAGAUGAAGGUGCCAAGGCUCAAGUCACUCACUGCAAAUCUGAAUCGGAUGGGCGUGACCAAUACUGUUGUUUGCAACUAUGAUGGGAAGGAGCUACCGAAAGUUUUGGGUAUCAACGCAGUUGAUAGAGUGUUAUUGGAUGCUCCUUGCAGUGGGACGGGGGUUAUAUCAAAAGAUGAGUCUGUUAAAAUUUCUAAAAGCUUAGAUGAAAUACAGAAAUGUGCACAUUUGCAGAAGCAACUGCUACUCGCUGCAAUUGAUAUGGUUGACGCCAAUUCAAAAUCUGGAGGGUACAUUGUUUACUCCACCUGCUCCAUAAUGGUUGCUGAGAAUGAAGCAGUUAUUGACUAUGCACUCAAGAAGAGAAACGUUAAACUUGUGCCAUGUGGGCUUGACUUUGGGGUUCCAGGGUUCAUUCGGUUUAGGGAACAGCGCUUCCACACAUCUUUAGAGAAGACAAGGCGUUUCUAUCCCCAUGUUCACAAUAUGGAUGGAUUUUUUGUUGCAAAGCUCCAAAAGAUGGGCAAUGCAAAACCAGCCGGUGAAUCUUCUGAAGCAAUGGAAACAGUGGAGCAAGAUGUUGAACCUAACGAAAAUGGCGACGAAGAAGCAGCAGCGGAAAAAGAUGUUAAAGAGAAUUCAAAAGAUAUCAAGAUCGCUCAAAAAGAGAAAAAGGACACUGAAAAAGAGAACAGGGUUAUAAAGAAAGAUGCCACUGAAAAUGGGAAGAAAGAAUUCCCUCCCCGAGGCAGAAAAAGAAAAUUUCCUUCAAGAGAGGAAAUCUCGAGAAUCAGGGAAGAGAAAAGAAGAGCUUUGAAGCAGAAAAAAUCUUCCAAUUGACCAUUCUUUGCUGUUGUGGCCUUCUACAAGUCCAAAAAGUUUUGUUUAUCUUUUCUUUUUCUUUCUCAACCAAGAAAAAAUUUAUAAUUAUUACAACCAAAUGUAUUUUUUUGGGUCUUUAGAGAAAUGUACAAUAUUUUGGUAUUCGAGUUCGAUGUUUUACUAUUAGGUUUGUAUAAUUAUUUUAUUAUUAUUAUUUUUCUUUAUUUGAUAAGCAUUUUAGUUCAAAACGUCCGUCUUUAUUUCAUUAAAAUUUGUAUCUUUUCAUCUAGACAAAUGCAAAAAUAGGAGAUGUAGCUUGUUUUUGUUCAUAUU